ACAAAACAAAAAAAACAAAAAAGAUAUCGCUGAUCAAUGGCGGAGAAUAAGGUAAAUCUGUCGAUUAAUGGACAAUCAAAAGUGCCUCCAGGUUUCAGAUUCCAUCCCACUGAAGAAGAACUUCUCCAUUACUAUCUCCGCAAGAAAGUUCACUCUCAAAAGAUCGAUCUUGAUGUCAUUCGUGAAGUAGAUCUCAACAAGCUUGAGCCUUGGGAUAUUCUAGAGGAAUGUAGAAUCGGUUCGACGCCGCAGAACGACUGGUACUUCUUCAGCCACAAGGACAAGAAGUAUCCAACAGGGACUAGGACAAACCGGGCAACUGUCGCAGGUUUCUGGAAAGCUACUGGUCGUGACAAGAUCAUCUACAGUUGUGUCCGGAGGAUUGGAUUGAGGAAGACACUUGUGUUCUACAAAGGAAGAGCUCCUCACGGUCAGAAAUCCGAUUGGAUCAUGCAUGAAUAUCGCCUCGACGAUACAACUAAUGGAUCUUCUGAUGUUGUAACUGAAGAUCCGAUGAGCUAUAAUGAAGAAGGUUGGGUGGUAUGUCGAGUGUUCAGAAAGAAGAACUAUCAAAAGAUCGACGAUUGUCCUAAAACCACACUAUCAUCUUCACCUGAUGAUGACACGGAGGAAAAGAAAAGGACCGUAUCUUCUUCACUAGACCGUGUUCUUCUCUACAUGGACCGUACCGGUUCUAACAUUUGCAUGCCGGAAAGCCAAACGACGAUCAAAACUCAAAAUCAAGACGAUCUCUUAUUCAUGCAACUCCCAAAUCUUGAGACGACAACCAAAUUAGUUACCCCGGUAGACCAAAGCUUCAUGAUUCCGAAUUCCUUUCCGGUUCAAGAAAAGAUAACCGGCAGGCCGGUUUGUAGUAACUGGGCUAGUCUUGACCGGCUUGUGGCUUGGCAAUUGAACAAUGGUCAUCAUGAUACUUGUGAUCGUUCGAGUUUUGAUGAAGAAGAAGAAGACGGUGAUACUAUGAUGCAGAGAUGGGAUCUUCAUUGGAAUAAUGAUCAGGAUAAUGUCGAUCUUUGGAGUAGUUUCACUGAGUCUUCUUCGUCUCCUUCGUCUUUAGACCCUCUUCUUCAUUUAUCUGUAUGAUUAUAUAUAUACACGUAUUACGUAUACGUACGUAAACACACAUAUACACAAGAUGAUAAAAAAAAAAU
Eutrema salsugineum is the source of this 1172-nucleotide messenger RNA. Its product is annotated as NAC domain-containing protein 12. Bases 37 to 1104 code for a protein of 355 amino acids. Lineage: Eukaryota; Viridiplantae; Streptophyta; Magnoliopsida; Brassicales; Brassicaceae. Gene Ontology annotation, biological process: regulation of DNA-templated transcription. The record is from RefSeq and is a predicted model, not a curated record. The transcript is spliced from 3 exons. Gene Ontology annotation, molecular function: DNA binding.